CUUUGACUGAAAGGCCUGCAAAAGGAGAAAGCGUUAGAUAAAAGCCUCCAAUGGAGAUGACAAUAUGACAACUCUCAAUGGCAUGUACAGGAUCCAAGUUGAAGGAUGAAGAGCAAGCUGGUGGAGAUGUUAAUGCUGCCGUAAUCAAUUCUAAUCACUCCCGUAGUUUGCCCUCAACAAGAUCUAUCACAAACAGUUCUGGCACUGUUUUUACUGCUCCAAACCCUGUUUCUCCCGAAAUCUCAGUCCAGCAAACUAAUUCUUCGAGGCCUAAUGAUACUUUCAUUAAUAUGCCUGUGACCCAUCCUCCUGCAUCAUCACCGCCCGAGCACAACAAACUGGGCUUCAUUGUUUUUCCUGUUGAAUUUCUAAAUGCUAUAAUCAGUCUUGCUGUUUCAUCAAAGGCAAAAGAUAACCAGGUUCUGACUUAUGCUGCGGUGGGUUGUUCUACACUGGCGUUCUCCAUUUCUUCAACUGCUGUUGUGCUGCACAAGAAAAGGCCUCCGAUGGCGAAGAAGAUGCAAGAAGCUGCGUUUCUGAUCGGCAUGUUUGGAUUCUUGGGAAUGAUGGGCGUGCUUUUGCCUUCAAGCAUCUGUUGGUGGUUCACUGUCUCAGCCUUCCUUGUUUGUGUGCUGAUGUUUGCCGUUGCAAAUUUGAUUGGGCGAGAGGAACCUGGUUGAACUCGAACGAAUCACUUCGCAUGUGAUGAGUGACUA
Messenger RNA from Neltuma alba, 716 nucleotides. RefSeq lists its product as uncharacterized. Lineage: Eukaryota; Viridiplantae; Streptophyta; Magnoliopsida; Fabales; Fabaceae. The record is from RefSeq and is a predicted model, not a curated record. The transcript is spliced from 2 exons. Bases 78 to 680 code for a protein of 200 amino acids.